Messenger RNA from Panthera uncia (snow leopard), 4328 nucleotides. RefSeq names its product PPFIA binding protein 1 (gene PPFIBP1). Bases 330 to 3437 code for a protein of 1035 amino acids. The transcript has 32 exons. The record is from RefSeq and is a predicted model, not a curated record. Gene Ontology annotation, biological process: neuromuscular junction development. NCBI's taxonomy places the organism in Eukaryota, Metazoa, Chordata, Mammalia, Carnivora, Felidae. Gene Ontology annotation, cellular component: presynaptic active zone. Gene Ontology annotation, molecular function: protein binding.
AGCGGGACGGGAAAGGGUUCGGGCUGGGAGCCUGCGGCGGGGCCACCGUGCUGGGGCUUUGAACUCGGACGGAAGGUGAACCAGAACUUUUGGAACUGGCGCCGGCGGCUCUCCACCCCCCAGGCCCAACUGAGGCAGUUCAGGAAACUCUUGUUGCCGAGAGCCUGCGUGAAAACUCAGCCCUCAAACUCUGCUGGAAGCAGUAUAGAAGAAUUUUAUGGAUCAGUUUGCUAAGAAGCACAUGGAAAAUUUGAAGAGCUGAAGAAAAUCAUUAUUAAACUUGCUUUUAAAAAUCUCUAGGUUGGAAUUUGCCCUUGACAGAUAACAACAUGAUGAGUGAUGCAAGUGACAUGCUGGCUGCGGCGCUGGAGCAGAUGGACGGGAUUAUAGCAGGUUCUAAGGCCUUGGAAUAUUCCAAUGGAAUUUUUGAUUGCCAGUCUCCCACCUCCCCGUUCAUGGGAAGCCUGCGAGCUCUGCACCUUGUAGAAGACCUGCGUGGGUUGUUAGAGAUGAUGGACACAGAUGAGAAGGAAGGUUUGAGGUGCCAGAUCCCAGAUUCAACAGCAGAAACACUCGUCGAAUGGCUUCAGAGUCAAAUGACAAAUGGACACCUGCCUGGGAAUGGAGAGGUGUAUCAAGAAAGGCUAGCCCGUUUAGAAAAUGAUAAAGAAUCUCUCGUUCUUCAGGUAAGUGUGUUAACAGACCAGGUAGAGGCUCAGGGAGAGAAGAUUCGAGAUUUGGAGUUUUGUCUUGAAGAGCACAGGGAGAAGCUGAACGCCACAGAAGAAAUGCUGCAGCAGGAGCUUCUGAGUAGGACAUCCUUAGAGACUCAGAAGUUGGAUCUGAUGGCUGAAAUCUCUAACUUGAAGCUAAAACUGACGGCUGUAGAGAAGGACAGAUUGGACUAUGAAGACAGGUUCAGAGACACAGAGGGGCUAAUGCAAGAGAUCAAUGAUUUGAGGUUAAGAGUCAGUGAAAUGGACAAUGAAAGACUUCAGUAUGAAAAAAAGCUGAAAUCAACCAAAUCUUUAAUGGCCAAACUUUCUAGCAUGAAAAUCAAGGUGGGUCAGAUGCAGUAUGAAAAGCAGCGGAUGGAGCGAAAAUGGGAGUCACUGAAGGACGAACUGGCAUCUUUAAAAGAACAGCUAGAAGAGAAGGAAUCUGAAGUAAAAAGGCUACAAGAAAAAUUGGUGUGCAAGAUGAAAGGAGAAGGGAUGGAAAUUCUUGAUCGAGAUGAAAAUUUUAAAAAGAAGCUCAAAGACAAAAAUAUUGAAGUACAAAAAAUGAAAAAGGCUGUGGAGUCUUUGAUGGCAGCAAAUGAAGAAAAGGAUCGGAAAAUAGAAGAUCUUCGCCAGUGCCUGAGCAGGUACAAGAAAAUGCAAGAUACGGUGGUACUGGCCCAAGGUAAAAAAGGCCAGGAUAGCGACUUUGAAGAUCUGCUCACAUCCAGUUCCAUCUCCACUUUGCUGGAUGCACAAGGUUUUAGUGACCUGGAGAAAAGUCUGUCGCCUACACCAGUAAUGGAAUCUCCCAGCCGUGACCCAUUUAACACAAGUGUUCCAGAAGAGUUCCACACCGGUAUCUUGCAAGUUUCGGUCCCUUCAUUAUUGCCAGCAUCUAAGGGCUUGGAAAUUUCCGAAAAAGCAAAAUUGCCUCAACCAGAGACUUCGUUUGAAGAGAAUGAUGGAAAAAUAAUCCUUGGUGCUGCUGUUGAAACCCAGCCUUCUGAUAGUUUUUCAACUUCGAGUCUGCAAAAGUCCAGCAGCCUGGGCAAUCUGAAGAAAGAGUCAUCAGAUGGGGAUACAGAGUCUGUCCAGAAGCCUUCAGAGGAUAAAACUCCAGCAGAAAGCAGCCCAUUUGGAAGCCUCCCUCCAAAAGCUCCAGGACAUGAGGCCUCCAUGGAUGACAACCCCUUUGGCACUCGAAAAGCCAGAUCUUCCUUUGGGCGUGGCUUUUUUAAAAUAAAAAGUAACAAGAGGACAGCAAGUGCCCCCAACUUGGAUCGUAAACGAAGUGCCAGUGCACCCACCUUAGCUGAAACAGAGAAGGAGACAGCUGAGCACCUAGAUCUUGCUGGUGUAUCUUCCCGGCCAAAAGAUGCGCCAGGAAGUAGUCCCUUCCAGAUAUCUCCGCCGUCGCCAGAUUCCAAAAAGAAAUCCAGAGGUAUCAUGAAACUCUUUGGAAAACUUAGGAGAAGUCAGUCAACUACAUUCAAUCCAGAUGACAUGUCUGAGCCUGAAUUCAAAAGAGGAGGAACAAGGGCAACCGCAGGGCCGCGACUGGGUUGGUCUCGAGAUUUGGGACAGUCUAACAGUGACUUGGACAUGCCAUUUGCCAAAUGGACCAAGGAACAAGUUUGCAAUUGGCUUGUGGAACAAGGCUUGGGGUCCUACCUGAAUUCUGGAAAGCAUUGGAUUGCAUCUGGCCAAACACUUUUGCAGGCUUCUCAACAAGAUCUAGAGAAGGAACUUGGAAUUAAGCAUUCACUUCAUCGAAAGAAACUCCAGCUGGCACUGCAAGCCCUGGGAUCCGAAGAAGAAACCAAUCACGGAAAGCUGGAUUUCAACUGGGUCACUCGAUGGUUGGAUGAUAUUGGUCUCCCCCAGUACAAGACGCAGUUUGACGAAGGACGAGUAGAUGGUCGAAUGCUCCAUUACAUGACUGUUGAUGACUUACUGUCUUUGAAGGUUGUGAGUGUGCUGCACCAUCUCAGUAUCAAAAGGGCUAUCCAGGUCCUGAGGAUCAAUAACUUUGAACCAAACUGUCUGCGGAGGCGGCCAUCUGAUGAGAAUAGCAUCACCCCGUCAGAGGUUCAGCAGUGGACCAACCAUCGUGUGAUGGAGUGGCUGCGCUCCGUGGACUUGGCAGAAUAUGCCCCCAAUCUCAGAGGCAGUGGUGUUCAUGGUGGGCUCAUGGUUCUAGAACCUCGUUUUAAUGUAGAAACAAUGGCUCAGUUAUUGAAUAUCCCACCAAGUAAGACCCUCUUGCGAAGACAUUUGGCCACUCAUUUCAACCUUCUGAUCGGUGCUGAGGCCCAGCACCAAAAGCGUGAUGCCAUGGAGUUACCAGAUUAUGUACUUCUAACAGCCACUGCCAAAGUGAAGCCAAAGAAACUGACCUUCAGCAAUUUUGGGAAUCUGAGAAAGAAGAAACAGGAAGAUGGGGAAGAAUAUGUUUGUCCAAUGGAAUUGGGACAGGCAUCAGGAAGUACAUGCAAGAAAGGAUUCAAACCUGGUUUGGACAUGCGCCUGUAUGAUGAAGAUGAGUUAGACCGGUUAGAGCAGAUGGAAGAUUCAGAAGGGACAGUGAGACAGAUAGGUGCGUUCUCUGAAGGCAUCAACAAUCUAACGCACAUGUUAAAGGAGGACGACAUGUUCAGAGACUUCGCCGCCCGUUCCCCCAGUGCCAGCAUCACCGACGAGGACUCCAACGUUUAAACCACGGCCCUCAAAUGAGCAUCAGGAGCCCCUCGCCUUUUCUCCACCUUCCUUCUCAAACACUCACAGAACACAUUACAAGCAGCAGAUUGUUUACUGUCUAUUAUUCCAGCUUCUCAUGUGGAAGUGGAAACCGAAAGCAGGGGGUAUGUGCCCGUUCUGAAGACGCCAUGAAAAAGGAGACACUGGUGAAUGAGACGAUAAUCGUUUUUCUUCUAUUUAAUGUACAAAUCUGUGAUAUAUUAUAUUUAAAGUAUUGCAUUUAAUAUGAGUGUUUUACCGUCGUGUUGCCAUUCCCCUUCACGGUAUGCAGGAUGUGGGAAGCAGGAAGCAGUCUGUGAAUGACUCUGUCACGUCUGCGUCCGUCCGUGUGACAGCACCACAGCCAUCAAAGCAGAGCAUCGUCUGCUUUCAAAAUCAAUAGGUGGAAUUUCUUUAAGCAUUCAGUGUGCCCGCUAAGUGCCAGCCACACCUCCACUUGCCUCCCGUGGUCCUUUUUUAUAUAUUUUUUAAAAUAUGUGUACAUAUUUAGUACAUAGAAAAUAGAACUUUUAUCUUGUGACAUAAGGCAGAUGGUGAAAAGCUAACACAGCGAUCAGAAUUUUCACGGACCAGCUGGUUUCAUGGAAAGGUUGGGAUGAUCUUUCCUUCUCCACAACUGAAUUGUAAUGCUGUUGAUCAUUCCAACCAAAUUAGUAUAUCUGAAAUACCCCUCCCUUGAUGAUACAUCACAAAAUUGUUGAAGAGUUAAGAAGUUCAACCUCAAUCUUGGAUCCUUUUACCUCCGAAGGAAGAACUCAAGAGACAUUUAAAUACUCUUAACUUGAAUGCAUUCAGGAGUUCCCCCAAAAUGUAGACAUAGAAAUGAUUUCUGAAGAAACCAAAACAAAA